Ricinus communis (castor bean) is the source of this 1018-nucleotide messenger RNA. Its product is annotated as cell number regulator 2. NCBI's taxonomy places the organism in Eukaryota, Viridiplantae, Streptophyta, Magnoliopsida, Malpighiales, Euphorbiaceae. The transcript is spliced from 4 exons. The record is from RefSeq and is a predicted model, not a curated record. The coding region runs from base 151 to 669 and encodes 172 amino acids.
AAAAGAAGGUAACUUCUGCCUUUCUUUGUAUAUAAAAUCUUUAACAACUUAUAGUAUUAUAUAAAUAUUUGGCUUUCUUUUCUUCCUUCUCUUUAUAGUUAUAUCCAUUUCUUGAUAUUAAAUCUUUGAAGGAAAGGAAGGGAAAGGAAAAUGCAUCCAAAGAACAACGAAGAGCAAUAUUCUAAAUCAACAGCAAUGGAGAAGUGGACUACAGGUUUAUGUGGAUGCUUCGAAGAUCCCUGGAAUUGCAUAAAGACAUGUUUGUGUCCAUGUGUUACCUUUGGACAAAAUGCAGAGAUCUUAGACAGGAACGGAACAUCUUGUUUCUGCGGUGGCUUGUUACUCUAUCUCCUUAGCUGCGUGGGUUGUCCAUGUAUCUACUCAUUCUCAUUUCGGACGAAAUUGAGACAACAAUUUUCGUUGCCAAAAGAGCCAUGUGGGGAUUUCUUAGUUCAUUGCUGCUGUCCUUCUUGUGCUAUUUGUCAAGAAUACAGGGAGCUUAAGAACCGUGGAAUUAACCCUUCCAAAGGUACACCAAUUACAAAUACUAAGCCUGUAAACUCAGUGGUAGAAUGCAUUGCUACAACCUGUCCUGUGAUCCAGAAAGCCAGGAGUUUAAACCCUAAUAUAAUCCUUGAGUCCAUCAAUAUGAGUAUAUGUUUAAUUUGAAACAUCCUAGUACAUUAACAAAUUUUAUGGUAUGGUGAUUUAUGGUACUGUAAGGUUGGGAAGCCAAUGCUGAGAGAAUGAACAAGCCCAGUGGAAUCAUGCUACUGCCAGUUGUUGCACGAGGCAUGCCCCAUUAGGGUUCCUAUGGCUAUUCUCAGUUUACGUAUUUCUUUUCCUAGUCCACUUUUUCCCUUAUAUAAGUGCUUGAACUCCUUUGUCUUCCAGCAUUAAUGUUGUAUUCUUAUCUUUUUCUCCGAAUCAUCUUUAUCUGUGCCUUUGUUCAAGAAAUGUACAAGUGUUCAACUGCUUCCUUUUAAAAGAAAAAAAUUGUGCGAUUCAUUUCGUUAAA